Amphiprion ocellaris (clown anemonefish) is the source of this 5292-nucleotide messenger RNA. Its product is annotated as guanine nucleotide binding protein (G protein), alpha activating activity polypeptide, olfactory type. The transcript has 12 exons. Gene Ontology annotation, cellular component: heterotrimeric G-protein complex. Gene Ontology annotation, biological process: adenylate cyclase-modulating G protein-coupled receptor signaling pathway. The record is from RefSeq and is a predicted model, not a curated record. The coding region runs from base 658 to 1797 and encodes 379 amino acids. Gene Ontology annotation, molecular function: G-protein beta/gamma-subunit complex binding; GTP binding; G protein-coupled receptor binding. Lineage: Eukaryota; Metazoa; Chordata; Actinopteri; Pomacentridae.
AGACCCAGCCCCUCGGUGAGAGCAGCACAGAGGCGUCCGGGUUUCCACCCCACACUGCCGACUGGUUCGAUAGCGGGACGGCGACGGACGGACUACAAACUGGGGAACGGCUGCCGUGCCUCCGCCUCAGCACGACUCCGUAAAAUGCUUGUUGUCGUUUCGGUGUUGCCGUUUAACGCAGGUCUGUUUUCGGUCCGCGGCUACUUCCUGGUGCCACAGAGAGAGGCAGUGCUGAGUUAAAGAGACAGAAAUACUGAUAGAAAAAAAAACAGAAGAGAGGGGCAGGAGACGCGAUAGGAACAGUUGACUGGAUUCCCAGAAAUUGAACCCCCCCUCCCUUCUUAUUUAUGCGUUUUUUUAUGCUAUUCUUCGUCGGUUUGUUCGCUAGCAGACGGUUUUUGGAUGACGGCGGACUGCGGCUAAAAGCGGAAUUGUUACUGGGAACGUAUUCCUCCCUCCGACGGAGAGAAGCCUCGCACAGAUUUUCUUCUUCCCCCUCCUUUUUUUUAUUUUUUAAUUUUUAUUUCACAGCAUUCUGUUUUUUUUUACAAUACCCCCCGGGUUGUUGGGGUUUUUAAAAUUUUAUUUUAAUUUUUAAAAUUUUUUUUUUAACGUUCGUACAUUCGUCCACUAAAGGAAGGGUUAGGGCGACGGAAGAUGGGUUGUUUGGGUAACAGCAAGACUGAAGAUCAACGCAUCGACGAAAAGGCACAACGAGAGGCUAAUAAAAAGAUAGAAAAGCAGCUGCAGAAGGAAAGACAGGCGUAUAAAGCCACACACAGGCUCUUACUACUGGGUGCGGGAGAGUCCGGAAAAAGCACCAUUGUGAAGCAGAUGAGGAUCCUACACGUCAACGGCUUCAACGCGGAAGAAAAGAAACAGAAAAUCCAAGAUAUUCGGAAAAACGUGAAGGAUGCCAUAGUGACUAUAGUGUCUGCGAUGAGCACUUUAAUACCCCCAGUCCCGCUAGCCAACCCAGAGGACCAAUUCAGAAUCGAAUACAUCAAAAGCAUAGCACCACUCUCUGACUUCGACUACUCACAGGAGUUCUUUGAUCACGCAAAGAAGCUGUGGGACGACGAAGGAGUGAAGGCGUGCUUCGAGAGGUCCAACGAAUACCAGCUCAUCGACUGCGCACAAUAUUUCCUGGACAGAAUUGACUCUGUAAGGCAGAGCGACUACACACCAACGGACCAGGACCUGCUACGCUGCCGAGUGUUAACUUCAGGGAUUUUUGAGACGAGGUUCCAAGUAGAUAAAGUGAACUUUCACAUGUUUGAUGUCGGGGGCCAGAGAGAUGAAAGGAGAAAAUGGAUCCAGUGCUUUAAUGACGUCACUGCUAUCAUCUUCGUAGUGGCCAGCAGCAGCUACAACAUGGUAAUAAGGGAAGACAACAACACCAACCGGCUACGGGAAGCUCUGGACCUCUUCCGCAGUAUUUGGAACAACAGAUGGUUACGCACUAUAUCAGUCAUAUUGUUCCUGAACAAGCAGGACAUGUUGGCUGAGAAAGUAUUAGCUGGAAAAUCCAAAAUUGAAGACUACUUCCCUGAAUAUGCUCGUUACACCAUACCAAAUGAAGCAACUCCUGAACCUGGUGAAGACCCAAGAGUGACGAGAGCAAAGUUCUUCAUCCGAGACGAGUUUCUUCGGAUCAGCACUGCGAGCGGCGACGGCAGACACUACUGCUACCCCCACUUCACCUGCGCCGUGGACACAGAGAACAUCCGGCGGGUGUUCAACGACUGCCGGGACAUCAUCCAGAGAAUGCACCUGCGGCAGUAUGAACUCUUGUGAUGGGAGACCGCCGGCCUUCUGUGUUCUUCUCCACCAUUCUGCAUCCCGACGAACCCUUCCUCCUCCUCCUCCUUUACUUCUCCACCCCAGAAGAACCUCCAGCAGCCCCCUGACCUCCUCCUGUCCAUGACAAUGAAGUACUACUGAAGUGUGUCAAAUCCUCUUCCUCUUUUUAACUUCUUAGCUUUUUCUACUUCUUUUUUUCUCUCUCUCUCUGAGACCGAUUCAUCCCCAUUUCACCGAGUAGAAGGAAGGUUGGGGAACAAAGUUGUUGCGUGCCGCUUCUUUAUUUUUACUUUAAUCCUUCCUUUCGAAUGCCUUGAUUUUUUUGUCAUUCCACUAAGCCUUGGGCUACCUCCUUAUUUAGUUUUUAUUUUUGCCCCUUUGUGUCCGUCUGUUUUUUGGCUUUUCAUUGGACCUGGACUGGCGGCUCUGGAGACGAACACACCGCAGGACCUCAGCGGAGAGGCAGCGAGUUACGCUGCGAGUCACUAGUUGUUUUUCCUGCAUGUAAACAAACUGCAUCUGAAAAUGACAUGCAUGGUGGGCGGUCACUAGAGGUCACCUGACCAAGCUUUCAGAUUGACAGUCCAGUAGACGGGACGGAUAAACACAGCGGUUCGGCCGCAAACUUUCUCUGUUAUUUCAAAAACGCUAAAGUGAAAAGUAUUUCUGAAAGCAUUUGAGGUGAGAAAUAAUCUGUCCUGGUUUUAGUUCACUGACGGCAAGUUUAGAUGUUUGAGGAAAGUUUCAUGAUGAGUCGGAUCUCCACACGCCGCAUGGAAUUUGCAUAAAGUAGAAGUCGAGUCUACUUUAACCCUCCUGUUGUCCUCAUUUAUGGGCACCAAAAAAUAUUGUUUCCUUGUCUGAAAAAAUUACAAAAAUUCACAAAAAAAAUUCCCCAAAUUUCUGAAAAUUUGCAGAACCUUCAGGAAGAAAAUUCCAAUAAUUCCUUAAAAGUUUCCCUUAAAAGUUUUUUUUUUUUUUUAAACAAAUUUGGCAAGAAAAUUCUUGUAUUUUCAAAAAAAUGAGUAAAAAUCUUCCCAAAAAAAUUUUAAAAAUAUCUAAAGUGAUUCCAUAUAUAUCAGUAAAACUUUUAGUAUUUUCUUUGAGAACAUUCAUAUAAAAAUCAACCAAAAUCCAACGAAAUUUGCUGGAUUUUGGUUGAUUUAUAUGUAAAUGUUCUUAAGAAACAUUUUUAACAUUUCUUUUUUCCACCAAAAAAUGUUCAAAGGUUUCCCAGAAAAUGUGGACAUCAGAAGUUUCACUGUGAAAAUAUACUUUUUUCCCCACAUUUUCAAACUUUAAAACGGGUUAAUUUGACCCGCAGGACGACACGAGGGUUAAAUAAAUGAGCUGCGGGUAAAACCACCGAAUCACAGCUGGAAACGCGCUGUAGCCGGAUCACCAUGCAACAUGUGGUGCGUUUCCAUCUGUGAUCCAGUAAGGUAGACUCGACUUCAGCGUGUGGAGAGCCGACACAUCCUGAAACUGUCCACAAACUCGCCAUCAGUGAACUAAAACCAGAUUAUUUCUCGCCUCAAAUGCUUUCAGAAAUAAUUUUCCCUGAAGUGUUUUCAAAAUAAAAAAGAAAGUUUGCGCCCGAACCACUGUGUUUAUCCGACCUGUCUACCGGACGGUCAAUCUGAAAGCUGGGUCAUGUGACCUCUAGUGACCUCUAGUGACCUCUAGUGACCUCUAGUGACCACCUACCAUGCAGACGAUUUUCAGAUGCGGUUCGUUUACAUGCAGAAAAAACACAUCUCGUGACAUGCGGCUUUCAGUGUGCAUGAAGACGAGGAGGAAUCCGUGCGAGCGAAUGUCUGACGCCGGUUAACGCCGGUUUCACCACCAUCACCUUUAUUUUAGCCCCCCCCCCCCAGGCCUCCACCCUGGAGGGGAACCAAGUGGAUGAAGAGAUAAAUGCACUUUGCAUCAGGCUCCUUAACAACUUUUGAUUUUAUUUUUUUCGUUGUUGAGAGGAAGCAAACACACAAUGUAGCAUCACAAUAUUUAUUACUCCGCCACCACAUCAGCUUCAGAGCAGCCGAGAGACGAGGGUGGGGGGCAGGAAACACGACGGAUUCUACAUGAAGGAAAAGGGACUGAGCUCUCUGCACCUUAGCCCUGCUGCCUCCACCAACUCGGACCUGCCUCCUGCCUCCUGCUUUGGUUUAAUUUUGUUUUUUUUCCACACAAACCAUCCUUUAGCGUAGAGAAAGCGAUGGGGAGGAGGGUGGGGGGAAGGGAGAGAAAACGUAUUGUUCUUUUUUUUUGUUAACUUGUACACUGUGCAAGGUUGAAUUAUCUUGUACAGACUGUAAAAUGUAAUAUUAUUUUGUACAACUUAAUUGAAAGAAAAACAAAUCUACUUGUAGAUCUUUGUGCCUUGAUUAUGGCUGUACCUGUAAAUGAGCUCAGAUGUAAGUAUGUUUUCGACUGCGCUGUACAGCUUGAUGUCAAACUCUAUCGGCAGCGAAAGACUGCGGGUAGGGGACUUUCUCUGUAGAGUUUAGUUUUUUCUGGUUUAUAAAAAAAAGGAAAUGCUGUUUAGUAAAAAAUAAAAAAUAGGGAAAAAAUCGUAAAAACCUGUAUACAUUAUGCAAAUUAACCACUUACCUGCAGUGAAGACCAGAUGUUGCAGCGCCAUGCCUUUUUUUCUUUUUUUUGGUUUUGUUUUGUUUUAUUUUUCCUCCUUUUAUUAUUAUUAUUAUUAUUAUUAUUAUCAUUAUUAAUAUUAAUAUUAAUAUUAUUUUGAAUUUCACAGCUUUAAACAAACAUUGGAAAUCCAUUGAAAGUGUCCAAAUUGCAACCUGGUGUUGUUUUAAUAGGAACCAACGUUUUUUUCGAUAUGAAGUGUGUCUGAGGUCUGUGCUGACGUGCGUGCCUGUGCGCAUGUGUACAUAAAACAAACAUAGACUCACAGACGCAUUGUGUGUGUGUGUGUGUGUGUGUGUGUGUGUGUGUGUGUGUGUGUGUGUGUGUGUGUGUGUGUGUGUGUGUGUGUGUGUGUGUGUGUGUGUGUGUGUGUGUGUGUGUGUGUGAGGGCGAAGUGUGUGUUGUGUGUAAAAUUUUAUAAAUGUAUGUACAUGUAAAUUUAUAGGUCUAUAUAAAUAUAUAUGUACAAUUAUACAUGUUUAAUUAUGUGUGUGCCUAGGUGUACAUACCUAUGUAUGUAUACGGUAAAUAUGUAUACAUACACACAUAGGAAAGCAUGUUUAGAAUGGAGAUGAAUAAAUGAGAGCGUGCAAUAUUAGUAAUUGUUUGGUCCUCUGGAGCCAUACCCGAUGGCACAGGCACUAUGAAUGUGUGAGCAGCACCCAACAAGAUGAGCUCUUCUCCUUGUACAAACAGCAUCAGCCUUUUCUUCUGCUACAGUACACGUCUAUCCCCGAAAGAGAGUCAACUGACUGGAGGUGCAAAAACCUUGUUUGGCCUGGGAGGAUGAUUAAAUGACAUUUUUAUUUUCUUUAAAUAAAGAGGCACAUUAGAGGA